Pleurotus ostreatus (oyster mushroom) is the source of this 1218-nucleotide messenger RNA. RefSeq lists its product as uncharacterized. Gene Ontology annotation, molecular function: glutaminyl-peptide cyclotransferase activity; zinc ion binding. The transcript is spliced from 5 exons. The record is from RefSeq and is a predicted model, not a curated record. Bases 1 to 1218 code for a protein of 405 amino acids. Lineage: Eukaryota; Fungi; Basidiomycota; Agaricomycetes; Agaricales; Pleurotaceae.
AUGCGAGGCACCCGCACAAGAGGUCGCUGGUCGCCGCCAUUCACCACGCUCACGCUGACAUUAUGGUUGUUCUGCUUGCUUCUGGCACCGCAGCCUACUCUGCAAGCCCGCCUGGAGCGGCGGUCUCUCAAACAAUUAACGCCAGCGGAAAUCCAGGCGUUGGUCUCGUCCCCGGACCCGUUGAAGCAGCUCAAUCCAAAUGACCCGAACUCGCAUCUCUCCAAAAUCCUCAUCCCUCGCGUCGCUGACACGGCGAAUAACACUCUGGUCAGAGAGUAUAUCGUGUCCAAGAUGAAGGCUUUGGAUUGGCACAUCGAGGAGGAUUCUUUCACGGAUACCACACCACUGGGGAAGAAGAAAUUCACUAACAUAAUAGCAACGAAGGACCCAACCGCUCCGCGACGUGUCGUCCUCUCUGCGCAUUUCGACAGCAAGUACUUCGCCUCUCACGACUUCUUAGGUGCCACGGACUCUGCUGCGCCAUGCGCAAUGAUACUCGACCUUGCGGAAACACUGAAUCCAUUGCUCAAUAAGCGUAAAGAGCGCCUUGACGCUGGGCUUGAAGACGAUGACGAUAUCUCGGACACUACUUUGCAGUUGAUCUUCUUCGAUGGGGAAGAGGCAUUUAAGGAAUGGACGAAUACAGAUUCCAUAUACGGCGCUCGGCAUCUUGCAGCAAAGUGGGAGAACACGUACAUUGCUCCGGGACAGAAGAGACGGUUGUAUGGCCCAUCUGUUACCGAGCUUUCUACCAUCGAGCACCUGAUUUUACUGGACCUCCUUGGUGCCCCGUCUCCCCGCAUCCGUUCAUAUUUCAUCGAUACCGCUUGGCUCUUCGAUGCCAUGGCAGGUGCAGAACGUCGCCUUGGAGAAAGUGGCGCCUUCGCAUACGGCAAUGAGCAGGGUAUGGCACCAGGCAAAUGGAGGAGCUAUUUCCGCGCAAGGACCGGCCACGAGUCGAAUUUUGGGUAUAUGGGAGAUGAUCAUGUUCCUUUCCUCCACAGAGGGGUCAGUGUGCUGCAUAUAAUAUCUGAACCGUUCCCCUCGGUAUGGCAUACGCUUGCCGAUGAUGCCUCAGCUUUGGACCUUCCAACGAUGCGUCGCUGGAAUCUAGUAUUACGAGUGUUCAUGAGCGAGUACCUCAACCUGCACCCCGAACCAUCAGCACGUUCCUCAAGAUCACAAUCAGAACUUGUAAGUCUACAUAUGCUCAGCUGA